AUGUUUCGUCGUGCAUCGCACAUAUUCAUGCGGCGUACUGCGCGCUGCCUUUCGACCGCAGGUGCCACCGGCCCUGGCAUCUGCUUUGAGCUCUCUGAGCAGCAAAAGGAGGUCCGGGAUCUCGCCCACCGCUUUGCCAAGGAGAAGAUAAUCCCGGUUGCUGCCAAGCUUGACCAGACAAUGGAGUAUCCACACGAUCUCUUCAAGGAGGCGUGGGAGCUUGGACUUAUAAACAUGCAUAUUCCACAGGAAUACGGCGGGUUUGGCGCUUCUUGCCUGGAGGGUGUAAUUGUGCAUGAGGAGCUUUCAUGGGGCUGCUCCGGCAUCUCUACAGCUUUUGAGGCGAACAAUCUUUCCCAGGCACCUGUCAUCAUCGCUGGUAACGACGCCCAAAAGAAGAAAUUUCUUGGACGCAUGUUAGAGGAACCGCUGAAAUCGGCGUAUUGUGUUACGGAACCCGGGGCCGGCUCAGACGUGGCGGCGAUCAAGACUUUUGCAAAGAAGAAGGGUGAUGCGUAUGUGGUUAAUGGGCAAAAAAUGUGGAUAACGAACGGUGGCGUUGCGAACUGGUACUUUUUGCUUGCCAACUCGGAUGAGGGAUUUAUUGGUUUUGUGGUGGAUGCGAACACACCGGGAAUUACACCUGGGAAAAAGGAGAUCAAUAUGGGCCAACGCUGCAGUGACACGCGUGGGAUUGUCUUUGAGGAUGUUGUCAUUCCCGAGGCAAAUGUACUUGGAAAGCCUGGGGAUGGGUUUAAGAUUGCGAUGCGUGCCUUUGACUUUACUCGUCCGCCUGUGGCAAUUGGCGCGGUGGCUGUCGCCCAACGCGCGAUGGAGGAGGCGCGGGACUACGCCAAUCAGCGUAAAGCGAUGGGAAAAUAUGUCUCGGAGCAUCAAUCGAUUGCGUUCAUGUUGGCAGACAUGGCUGCCGGGAUUGAGGCGGCCCGUUUGUUGGCGUAUCGCGCCGCCUGGGAGGUUGACCAGGGCCGCUCCAACACGUACUACGCGUCAUCUGCAAAGCUAUUUGCUGCUGAGCACUGCGAGAGGUGCGUGACGGCUGCUGUGCAGAUAUUUGGGGGAAACGGCUUCAACACGGGUUAUCCCGUGGAGAAAUUGUACCGAGACGCAAAGAUCUUUUCUAUCUACGAGGGAACGAGUCAAAUUCAACGUCUCGUGAUCAGCCGCCAUGUGAUUGGAAGGAGGUGA
Molecule: messenger RNA, 1206 nt
Organism: Trypanosoma cruzi
Lineage: Eukaryota; Euglenozoa; Kinetoplastea; Trypanosomatida; Trypanosomatidae
Product: acyl-CoA dehydrogenase, putative
Exons: 1
Coding region: 1-1206 (401 amino acids)
Biological process (GO): fatty acid beta-oxidation; medium-chain fatty acid catabolic process
Cellular component (GO): mitochondrion
Molecular function (GO): medium-chain fatty acyl-CoA dehydrogenase activity; flavin adenine dinucleotide binding
Source: RefSeq, a predicted model, not a curated record